AUGCUGUCCCCAACGACGCCGCGCUCGACGCGACUGUGCUCGCCAGCCCAGGGCGACGCAGACGAAAACCCGUCUGCAAUUCUAACGCCUGGCCGAAAGAUCAGGGCUCUUCUUGCAGCAUUUGACAGUGACUCCUCCGAAGAUGAUGUCAGGCCUAGUCGAGCGCGCAACAAGCUGAGUGCUGGACUGGACCUAGUCCAUCAGGCCAGUACCAGCCACGACGAGAAGAAUGAUGACGACGCAUUACCGUCAGCACCGAGAGGACGAUUGGCUGCAAGACUAUAUACUGAAUCUGGGGCCUCGCAGCCACCCAAAGGCGAUAUAGACAUGGAGCAAGGAAAUCUGUCAGAUACUUCUCAGUCGUCGCUGGGAUCCACUCCUUUUUCUACGCGGAGAUCGCGAUCACAUGCCGGUUUAAAGCGACGCAGCCUAUCGCACCGAGACUCCUCCCCUUUGUUUGUUCCCCAGGAUUCGCCGGUUAGGAGAGUCGAGAGUGGAAAUAACGUGAACCAACUGGAAAGCGAAGCAGAGCCACAAAAGACACAGUCUCGUUUUGAGGCUCUCGUGGCACAGAAGCGAAAAGAAAGAGAAGAAAAGGAGCAACAGGAGGCGGAAAAGAAAGCCGAGCGGAUCAACAGCAUUGCCGCUGCUAGGUCCCAAUCUCUGUCCGACGCCGAAGCGACGGAUGAAGAAGAUGACGAUGGCAACGAAAUUUUUAGAAAGCUUACGCAAAAGUCCCGUCCGCCGCGAAAAGCUAGUAAAAGAGCUCUUCUGGAGAUGAACCGUGAAACCCAGCGGAUGAGUCGUAAUAUGCAGUUGACUCACCAGGCGACAACAAAGAAGACAUUCAGUGUGAGCAGUUUUCUCGAGAGGUUUAGUAAAAACUGCACAGUUAAACAAGGAUUGUCCACACCUGAUUCUGCUCUCGAUUCAACCAAUUGCCUGGUUCCCAGCUCAGUGAGCCAUUCGGAUAAUGAUAAUGCAGAGCGCGACGGUCAUGUUACGCCUCCAACUUCUCCACUACAGCAAAUAGAUAUUGAUGAGCAGACAAAGAUCCCCGGUACUGCUGGGUCUACUAUCGAAACAAAUAUCGACACGGAAUCGGCCGCUAUUCCUGAGCAUAAUAUCACCGAUGCCACAUUUAACAAGAAGGAGAAUAUUUCAUCCAAGGAAUAUCUUCCCAAACCCACAGGUAUUCCUCAGAAUAUACGCCAGGUCCGAAUUAAUCUUUCUCGAGAAGCUGUCGCUGAAGGGCAGAAAAAUGACUCUGACUCCGAUCUAGAAGUUGUCACGUCACCAGCGAAAGCUCGGAAGCUAGCGCUUUUUGAAAACUUCUCCGCAAAAACAUCCUCAUCUUCAGAUACUUUGCGAAAAUUGAAACUUCUCGCACGGGUCACCUCUCCCGCAAAAAAUCGCGGGCUAACUCGCGCUGAGCAUGAGGCGUUUCUAUUACGACGAGCAAGAAAGCAAGCUGCUGAUGAGAGAGCGGAGAAGAUUGCCGCGCUUCAAGCCAAAGGUGUGCACAUCCAGACUGCAGAGGAGAAAGCAUGUAUAGAAGAAGACGUCGAGGAUCUGAUGGAGAAGGCACGGAAGGAAGCUGACAAAAUUGCAAGAAGAGAAAAAGCUACGAAAAAAGAGAAGAACCAGGAUUCUGUAGAUCUUGAGAACAGCGAUGAGGAUACGGAGUUCAUGGAAAUCGAGGAAAGCGAGGAUGAAGAUUUUGAGGCUGAGGAUGAAGUUGAGGAGCAAAGCGAAAACGAGUCAUCAGAGGAACUUGAUAAACUUGCGGAUACUACGGAUGCUGGUGACCCAAUUGACGAUCUCGAUAUAAAUGUUUCUGAGGAUGAGCUCACCGACCUCGGGCUCAAAAAAGUGUCGCAGCCGCGAAGGAAACAAAAGUUUGUAUCUGAUGAUGAUGAGGAGGAGGAGGAGGAGGAGGAGGAAGAAGAAGAAGAAGAGCCUGCUAUAAUUGCUCAGACGCCCGUGAAACUUUUAAUCCCUGACCUGGGAAUGCCCAAAGAGCCUCUCAUUGGAUUAUCACAGGCAUUUGCAGCGACUCUGGCAGAUAGCCAAGACAGUAUGGAGGAGCACGACUCCCUUUCUGCCCUCCGCAAAAUGCCAGGAUUUGAUAUGGGAGUAGGAGACCUUAUAGAGUCGGAAUCAUAUGGAGUCCCCCAGGAUAGCCAAGUGCAAGACAGUGGGACACUCAAUCUACUUGCAGAAUUCCCCGGGAAUGAUACACAUCUCCUGGAAUCUCCAGCUACUAAAACAGUGAGCGAGUUUUCCCAGAUCCCGGAACCUAGCCAGGACAUCGGAUUCGUGAUGUCGCCAUUUGACCAACGAAAGCGAUUUCUCAGCCAACCUCCUUCUACCAUAGACACUGUCCCAGUACUAAGAGAUGAAUCACCCGCGGCGAAAAGGCCAGGGAGGCGGCUCCGACGCGGCGCCAUUCAUCCAGAGGUGGAUGCUGUGGAUGAUUUCCUCGUUCAGCCCAGCGCAUUUGAUGUGAUGCGAAAGGUGGCGAGAAAGCCGGAGACGCCUUUCGAUAAGAAAAAGAGCAAAGCGAAGGAAGUUGUCGAUGAGGCUGCAGAGGAAUCUGAAGAUGAGUAUGCGGGAUUGGGUGGUGCAAGCGACGAGGAGUCAGAUGAGGAGGAUGAUUUAGACUUGACAAUGAUUAACGACAAUAGCGGUGAAGUUGUUGAUGAACAAGAAUUGGCUGCUCUUAAUGCGAACCAUGCAAGGCAGAAGGAUGAGGGUGAGGUGAACAAGCUUAUCCGAGACAUCACUACGGGUGCACUUCGUCGAAAGCGCGGUAUGGGAGAUGAUUUUGACCUCUCUGAUUCUGAUGAUGAGCGUGUUGCAGCCCGGCGUCGUGCCAAACAGCGAGAGUUCGCGAAAAUGCGGAAAGCUAUACUAACUGAUGAAAAUAUCACGAAGAUUGCGGAUGAUCCGAAAAAACAAGCCUUCUUCAAAACUAUCGAAGACAGGGAUGGGGACGAUGGCUUUGAUUUUCUCCGUGACGAAUGUGGUGAAUCGAGCUCUGAUACAGGCAUAAUGCUGGACGGGACCCCUGAAUGCAGCAAGAACAGCAGCGAAGAUGCUAAUAUGAAUGGAAAACGGCCGUUGAAUCCAGCAGAACCGAACUUGCUUAAUCAACCUGCAGCGAAAUUACGCCGUACAACAGGCUCAGGGGUAAAGAAGCCUUCCACUUUGGCGGAGAUUCGUGCACAGGUUUCGUCUCUUAUCGGAGAGCCGGACUCCCACACGGUUCAAGUCGUACUUGAUAGCCAGACAGAGUCACUCGAGGAGGAUCGAGCGGGUGCCAGAGACUCGCUGCCUCUUUUAGAACCUCGUCAAACCGGUAAUCCUCGCCGCCACGGCAAAGUUGUUGACCGUCUUUCUCUCCGCAGAGCAGCGUCCUCCAACGCGGCAAUGUCGUCGCUCUCUGUAGGAAGCGCAUCGUCGUCGGUAUCUAAACUUGCCUUCCAUAGUUCAUCUAGCACCCCAGGGUUCAAGCGCCCCUUAUUGCUUCUCCGUCGUUCGACAUCAAGCUCCACCGCUUCGUCUUCUUCGUCGUAUUCCUCCUCAUCCGGACGCAGCAGCGGGGUCACUACACCUGCCGCUAUCGCAGUCGUCAAAUCCGAUGGCACCGGUGGCGUUAAUGUGAGUAGUAAGAAGGGGGCGGUUAAUUAUUACGCCGCCGCUAGGGAGAAGGAGAGAGAGAUGCAGCUGAAGAAGAACUUACUUAAGGAGAGCGCGGCUUCCAGAAAAACGCUGGAGGAGCAUAGAGCGAAUAGAGAAAAGAGAUUGACCGGCCUCCAUGGGGGUGGCAACUGGGGUGACUCCUAG
This is a messenger RNA of Ophidiomyces ophidiicola, 3849 nucleotides long. RefSeq lists its product as uncharacterized. Lineage: Eukaryota; Fungi; Ascomycota; Eurotiomycetes; Onygenales; Onygenaceae. Gene Ontology annotation, molecular function: anaphase-promoting complex binding. Bases 1 to 3849 code for a protein of 1282 amino acids. Gene Ontology annotation, biological process: activation of protein kinase activity; mitotic G2 DNA damage checkpoint signaling; mitotic DNA replication checkpoint signaling. The transcript is spliced from 2 exons. The record is from RefSeq and is a predicted model, not a curated record.